This is a messenger RNA of Oryza brachyantha (malo sina), 1557 nucleotides long. RefSeq names its product chitinase 2-like. Lineage: Eukaryota; Viridiplantae; Streptophyta; Magnoliopsida; Poales; Poaceae. The coding region runs from base 435 to 1367 and encodes 310 amino acids. The transcript is spliced from 4 exons. Gene Ontology annotation, molecular function: hydrolase activity, hydrolyzing O-glycosyl compounds. Gene Ontology annotation, biological process: carbohydrate metabolic process. The record is from RefSeq and is a predicted model, not a curated record.
UUUAUGUCAACUGCGAACGGAUGCCGGAAGCACGACGUGAGUCCGCCGCUGGGACGGCGGCGGCGGCCGGAGGAGGAGGACGAUGAGAAAUUCGAUGGCUGCAACAACAGAAUUGCAGAAGGCGUACAGCAUCUUGGAAGAGCAAUCUCUAUGUAGUGAAGAUCAACGACGAGAGAAAUGCUACUAUGUUAUUCAGUCUCCGUAACUUGCCACAUGCAGGAUCAUGGGGCCUUAACACCCCCAAAAAUGUGGUGCUAGUGGAGGGUUGGUGGAAGUAUCACUGGCUUAUGAUGACAACUACAAACAAUAUAAAUCAAUGUUCACAAUGGAUCUGCUCCUGAUUUAGUGAUAGCAACCAUGAAGACAAUCCUUCACAGGUUGCAGCAGCACCUUCAACCAAUCCAGUGCAAACAAUUUCUCCACUGCAGUCACCAAUGGGCUCCUCCAAGCUCAUUGCUGUAGUCGUCGUCCUCCUCCCGGCCCUCCUGGCCUUCCAAGCUCCAAUGGCCACCGCAGCAAACUCCAACCUCUUCCGGGACUACAUCGGCGCCAUCUUCAACGGCGUCAAGUUCACCGACGUGCCCAUCAACCCGAGAGUCCGGUUCGACUUCAUCCUCGCCUUCAUCAUCGACUACACCACGGCGACGAGCCCGCCGACGCCGACGGACGGCAAGUUCAACAUCUUCUGGCAGAACGCCGUGCUCACCCCGUCGGCCGUCGCGUCCAUCAAGCGGAGCAACCCCAACGUGCGGGUGGCCGUCAGCAUGGGCGGCGCCACCGUGAACGACCGGCCGGUCUUCUUCAACAUCACCUCCGUCGACUCGUGGGUCAGCAACGCCGUCGAGUCCCUCACCGCCAUCGUCCGUGACAACCACCUCGACGGCAUCGACGUCGACUACGAGCAGUUCCAGGUCGACCCGGACACCUUCGCCGAGUGCGUCGGCCGCCUCAUCACGACGCUCAAGAGCAGAGGCGUCAUCAAGUUCGCCUCCAUCGCGCCGUUCGACAACGCCGACGUGCAGCGCCAUUACCAGGCGCUGUGGGCCAAGUACGGCGCCGCCAUCGACUACGUCAACUUCCAGUUCUACGCCUACGCCGCCAGCACGACGGACGCGCAGUACGUCGACUUCUUCAACAAGCAGAUCGUCAACUACCCCGGCGGGAACAUUCUUGCCAGCUUCACGACGGCGGCGACGACGACGUCGGUGCCGAUCCAGACGGCGCUGAGCGCUUGCCGGACUCUGCAGAGGGAGGGGAAGCUGUACGGCAUCUUCAUCUGGGCUGCAGAUCACUCCAGGAGCCAAGGAUUCAAGUAUGACACAGAAGCACAGGCACUGCUGGCUAAUGCCACCACCGGUUACUACUAGCUAGUUCCUUCCCUGUGUUGUUUCUUACAAUUUUCAGCAACAAGCACAAUAGCUUUAUAAGGAAAGUAUACUCAAAUUUGAAAUUCAAAUAUGAAUUGUAUGUAGUUGCGCAUCACUAUCCAUAGACUGCAGCUGGAAUUAAGAAUAAAGCAGUCGGGAUACACAGGAAUGCUUAAUGCUGUGAUAUUUA